AUGAAUGGCUACAAAAAGAGUGUAAAGUACAACAUCAAUUACCAACAACAGUUGGCGAAACGACGUUAUGACAAGGAACGUGCCAAUCCAGUUUAUCAUCCAGGUGAUUUAGUAUUUAUCAAACAGCAUAGUAAACGUCCAAAAUUCGGUGAAUUAUAUUCUGCACCAUACAAAGUGAUACAACAACAACAUCCACACGCAUAUUUAGUGGAAGAUGAAGAAUCAUCAAUUCAAGAACAGGUUCAUGUCAGCAGAAUACAACCUGUUUAUCAACGAAUGAUCUAA
Molecule: messenger RNA, 285 nt
Organism: Didymodactylos carnosus
Lineage: Eukaryota; Metazoa; Rotifera; Eurotatoria; Philodinida; Philodinidae
Source: the annotation of a GenBank genome assembly